UACAGCUCCUACCAGUAACUACGACCCAACGCAACCCUCAACUUGAGUCUUUAGCUAGCGAGUGACAGAGAGGGAGAGAGAGACGGACAUUUGGUUCCUAUGGCGAACGCAGCGGAGGUGGAGGCGGUGGACUUCGAGCCGGAGGAUGACGACCUGAUGGACGAGGAUGGAGGCGUAGAUACCGCCGACGCCUCGGCCUCGCCGAGGGCCCCGCUCCCGAAGCUCAAGUCCGCUAUCACCGGCGGUGCGUCCUCCUCCGCCGCCGCAUCCAGAAAGAUCAAGGGACGUGGCUUCCGCCAGGACCAUCCCGACGCCGUGGACCGCUCCACCCGGCUUGCCGCCUCCAACUUCGACUCCUUGAAGUCCCCCGACGGCCCUGGGCCCCAGCGAUCCAUCGAAGGAUGGAUUAUUCUGGCCACUGGAAUACACGAAGAGGCACAAGAGGAUGAUCUGCAAAAUGCUUUUGGUGAGUUUGGGGAGAUCAGGAACUUGCAUCUAAAUCUUGAUCGCCGGACUGGGUUUGUCAAGGGAUAUGCCCUAAUUGAAUAUGAGAACUUUGAGGAAGCACAGAAUGCAAUAUCCUCAAUGAAUGGAGCUGAAUUUCUUACGUGUUUGUGA
Molecule: messenger RNA, 618 nt
Organism: Corylus avellana
Lineage: Eukaryota; Viridiplantae; Streptophyta; Magnoliopsida; Fagales; Betulaceae
Source: RefSeq, a predicted model, not a curated record